GGAGUAUCCUGACUUUGUUCUUCCGUGUUGUUGCGAGCGUCUCGUCUCUUUCUUUCUGCGCUAAUGAUCCGACUGUUGAGAGGAAGGGCACCUGCAGCUCCCAGAUGAUUCAGCCUCUCUUGGCUACCUCUUACGUGACACAUACAGACAGCAUGUCGCUCCUGCCACUGCAGUGCAUGCCUGCUCUGUCCCCACCUCUGCCUCUAAUGCAGCUGCAACUUGCCCAUCGCCUUCUCACGACAAUCCACUCAGCUCUCCAAGUCCUCAGGUGAGUGAGCACACUUGCCAAUUCCACCCUGGGACCACAACUAAACUGGACCAUGAAAGAUAAUUAAAAGGAGAAGGAACACUUUAUAUUACUGGUUACGUUUUUGCUUUCUUCCCUGCGCUCAGAAUUAUAUGUUUGCUUUCCCGGACUUGGUUUGUGCUUGUGUUUCACAUGUGAAUUCUGAGGGGGAACGUCUCCGACAUGGAAGUCUUGUAUGUUGGCUUUCCACGCAUCCGUUAACAAGGUUAUCGCACACCGCCCUGGAGAGCAUCCUCCUUCCAGUUUCCCUCCCCCGACCAACAACCACACUGCGAUCUGAUAAUGGAGAACAUGCUUUACAAAACCUGCAGCAGUGUAAUGCUUUGAGUUACGAGUCCAGGAGUCUAGAAAGCCCGCAUCCGAGAGCAAGAGGGUGAAGGAUGACUGAAGGAGUGGAGGAUUCCUCCUCCGGGCUGGUCAUUCCACCAGGAGCAGCGUCUCCAAGUGGCUCCACUGCCAUUGAUCCUGGACGAGUUCCCCAGGAGACGCCAGAGGAGGCGGUGGCAGGUGGCGAGGCUGUUGAUGAGGGCGGAGAGAGAAACAUAGAUGGUGUAGAUGGUGGCAACACAGAAAGAAGGGGGCCCCUGGGAUUGCUUGGCUUGGCGGGGUCCUGCUGUGUGUGUGUAGAGAUGGAACAGUUGCGCAGUUGCCUGCAUUCUGAGAAGAUCUGCAUCCUUCCCAUCCUGGCCUGCCUCCUGAGCCUGGCUCUCUGCACCGCUGGCCUAAAGUGGGUAUUUGUGGACAAGAUUUUUGAAUACGAGCCACCCACACACCUGGAUCCCAAACGUAUGGGACAGGACCCCAUCAUUUUUGCUGACCCAACGCAAGGAUUCCCUGUGUCCUUGCCCCACCCAUCCUCUACCCCAGGUCCAACCACAACAUUUACGACCACAGGACAACCUGGGGUAUUGGUAGAGGGGAAACCUACAGGAGUACCCUUUCUACACAAGUUUUUCCAGGUGACCCCUACUUCUGCAUUGAUGUAUCGCACUAACCUGCCCAUACGGACUGAGACCCUUACCACCCCAAAACCAGUGAAAAAGGGAGCACCAACCUCUAACCUUCAACCCACUCUGGAAUCUAAUGACAUUGUCCCUAAGCUUUCUGCCACCAGCACCACCCCUGCAGCAAAGACCUCCAGUCAUGUGACUCGUUGCAGCGACAGCCAUCAGAACUACUGCGUGAAUGGAGGCGAGUGCUUCACCCUGGAGGUCAUCCCUGGAAGCACAAAGUUCCUCUGCAGGUGCCCAAAUGAAUUUACUGGUGAUCGCUGCCAAAACUACGUAAUGGCCAGCUUUUACAAACAUCUUGGGAUUGAAUUUAUGGAAGCUGAGGAGCUGUAUCAGAAACGUGUAUUAACAAUAACAGGAAUCUGCAUUGCACUCCUAGUGGUUGGAAUCAUGUGUGUGGUUGCCUACUGCAAAACAAAAAAGCAGAGGAAAAAGCUCCAUGAUCGUUUGAGGCAAAGCUUACGAAAUGAUAGAAACAGCAUGGCCAAUGGACAUCAAAUUCCUAACACUCCUCUUGAAAAUGUUCAGCUUGUAAAUCAGUACACGUCAAAAAAAGCAAUGCCUGCGCAUAAUGUAAUCGAAAAGGAAACCGAAACAUCCUUCUCCACAAGCCAAUAUACGUCAUCAGCUCAUCAAUCAACAAUGGUCACUCACACCACCAGUCAAAGCUGGAGUAAUGGCCGAAGCGGGAGUAUUCUCUCCGACAGUCGCUCCAUCUUAGUGAUGUCAUCGGUCGAGAGCAGUCUGCACGCUACACCCAGCCGCCGGGGUCGUCUGAAUGCCACGGGCGGCGCCAGAGACCUGAGUGCCUACCUAAAGAACUUGAGACACUCUCCGGGCUCCUGCAGAGACUCACCAUGCAGCGAGAGAUACAUCUCAGCCAUGACGAGCCCAAACUGUUCUCCUCCGGUGGAUAUUGCAUCCCCUGUUACCCCAGGGUCUCCUCCCUCCGAGGUGUCAGCACCCUUGUCCAGCCUGGCUACCUCUGUUCCCUCUGUGGCAGUCAGCCCCUCAGGCGAGGAAGAACGCCCCCUGCUUUUUGCCACCCCUCCACGACCUAAAGAAAAUUUGACACACGAAGACCACAAUCAAUACAAGAGGAUCUCUGCUCACUAUAACCACGGCCAUGAGACCCACAGCCCCCCACCCAGGAUUGUUGAGCAUGAUAAAUACGAGUCCACACAGUAUGAGACCGCCACCAUUAACGUGGCCUCUUUUCCUGCGCAGAGUAUUUCCAAGAAACUGGAAAAAACCAACAACAACAACGGCCAGAGAGCAAAAAGAACAAUGGCAAAUGGCCACGUGGACCACAAAAUGGAGUCCAACAGCAGCAGUUGUGGUAGUUCAGAAAGCGAGACAGAGGAUGAGCGUGUGGGAGAAGACACACCCUUCCUGAGCAUACAGAUCCCUGUGGCUGUGACUCUGGAUACUGCCCUCAGGCCCACAGACAGCAGCAGGACUAACCCAGCCCUACAACUUUCCCCGCAGGAUGACCUGCAAGCCAGAUUGUCCUGUGUCAUCGUAAACCAAGAUCCAAUUGCUGUGUGAAGUGAAAAUUAAAUAUGGCUUAGAAAUACUUAAAUAGAUCAAAAUGAAUACAGAGUCACUACUAUACCUUUAUUUUCUAUCAAUUAAGUAGGGGGAAAUCAUUUAAAAAAAAAAGAAUAAAAACGUAUUUUAGCGAUGUAGUGAAUAAGGUUUUAUAAAAAAUAAAUUAAAAAAUUAAAAUUACAAAUUUGUUCACAUCAUGGAAGAGUGCCAUACACAUAGUAUGUAGAAAUGGGUCACAGUAUUUCAUUGGAUAAAAUUAUCAACGGUGCCUUUAAUUUCUGUAUGGUGUGCUUAAGGGAACUGCAUCACUGGGCCAUAUAUUCAUGACUUUCAUCUUCCACUUGACAUUUCUACUAGACUCCACCAGCACUAUGCAUUUAUUGAAAUGACACACAGUAGAAAAGACAGUACUCAAGGUAAGAUCCUGUCAGAAAUAUUAAUCUUUAUCAAGUAUUGCAGUCGGUGAAGAAGUCAAGAAAGUUUAUUGCUUGCAAGGAGACAAAAUCAUGGUGAUACAGUUGUCUGUUAGCUUGUGUGCUAGCUAACCAUUUAAACGAAACCACUCUCCACAGUCAUUGGUUCAUACACAGGCAUGCAACUGACAUGGCUCUCCUUUCAUUGUCUCCCUUGCAUAGAUCUUGCGCGCAUGUAUGCGUUCGUGUUUGCGUCAUCAACCCUGGUUGAAACACAAUAGCAGCUGAAUCUCUGGGUCUGGUGUCGUAAAAGCUCCCAUCUCCUUUAAACACAGAAACCCCCAAACAUCCUCUAGUCUUAGUCUGUAACAAAUGCUCACCCUCCCCCAGGUCAACUAAGAUAAGGGUCCAGUGUGUUUAUGUAAGCCUAGAGUUAACUUAGGGGUAGCUUCUCUCUACACAUGGAAUGUUGAACACAGUAUCAUUCUUAUACAGGAUAAAGGGUUACAUCUUCAACUUUUCUGACAGAUCCAUACAACGAUAUAUUCUGGAAUCUAUGUCAAUGCGUAAUAUAUUUCUCAUUUUCAGUUAUGUGGAAUUCAUCAGCGUAUAACUUAGUGUUUACCUCUCAAAGUAAAAAGAAAUGCUGUUGUUGCUACACAUAUUUUAAUUUGCUACACAUCGUUUGCUACAGUUCUUGAAUAGGAUAAUAAAGAGGUUAAGUACAGACUUUUCUGAUGGAUUUGGAUCAUACUAUUGUUUCAAGUCCGUCUUUGUGUAAAAUACCAUCAAUUGGUGUUUGAUCCUUUUUUCACACUAGAAGCACCGUAUUAAAUGCCAUUAGUUGCCACUAGAUAACCUAUAUUUAAGUCUAAUUAGAAGGGUAAUGAUGAAUGAACAAUAUGAAUAUAUGGCUCACUUUGUCAAUUUGUCAACUUUGUCAACACAUCUAUGGGUUCCUAAGUAAUGCAUUGUGGGGAUUGAAGAUACAGUAUAGAACCAUUUUAGGAUACAAUACAGAUAGUAAAAGUCAUUUUGUUGUGUUUAUAGUAGUCUGUUAAGUUAAGCAUAUUUGUCUUUCCAGAUUUCACGUUACAAUAUCCAAAGUGUUCUUUUUGUGUUUGUACGCAUUUUGUUUAGUCAUGUUUGUGUAAAAGUUAUAUAUGUGUAAUAUCCUAAACAUUUACCUGUUUUGUUUUCAUACAUUAUAUCCCAAGGAUACAUCAAGUCAUAGAAUACAUGAAGAACUCAGACUGUCACUGUUGAUUGAUAACCACAAUAAAUAUGGACAAAACAUGUUUUCUUUCCAAACAUAUAACUUUUUGUGGCAUUACCACCAAUAUAUUACAACGGUAA
This is a messenger RNA of Osmerus eperlanus (European smelt), 4637 nucleotides long. It is a transcript of the gene nrg1, whose product is annotated as neuregulin 1. Gene Ontology annotation, biological process: animal organ development; nervous system development; cell differentiation. Gene Ontology annotation, molecular function: chemorepellent activity; protein tyrosine kinase activator activity. NCBI's taxonomy places the organism in Eukaryota, Metazoa, Chordata, Actinopteri, Osmeriformes, Osmeridae. Bases 688 to 2865 code for a protein of 725 amino acids. The transcript is spliced from 9 exons. The record is from RefSeq and is a predicted model, not a curated record.